This is a messenger RNA of Pseudozyma flocculosa PF-1, 2475 nucleotides long. RefSeq lists its product as uncharacterized. The record is from RefSeq and is a predicted model, not a curated record. NCBI's taxonomy places the organism in Eukaryota, Fungi, Basidiomycota, Ustilaginomycetes, Ustilaginales, Ustilaginaceae. The transcript is spliced from 3 exons. Gene Ontology annotation, cellular component: mitochondrion. Bases 1 to 2475 code for a protein of 824 amino acids.
AUGAUGGCCACGCAGCGCCUCUUGUCGAGGUCAUGUCGGCGAACCUUUCUAGCCGGCUCAGGCUUGACCCUCUCCUCGCGGACGAGCGUUUCCCGGUUGAUAAGCACCGCAGCGUCACCACGUCCUGCCUUCUCGAACCUCGUCGUACCGUCCGCCAGCCUCUCUUCAGGAGCGACCCCGCACGCCUUCUUCUCGUCGAGCUGCUCGACAAGUAGCAGACCGCCAUCCCGCCGCACUCCGACUUUACGCGAGCUUGCACCGCUAGCGUCUCGCGCUAGCUAUUCGACGUCAGCACGAACGCCUACUUCGCCAUCUCCUUCCGGCUCCUCCAACUCUCACAGCUCUACUGACGGCAGUGGCAGCCGCGUCUUGACUGGCUCGGCCGCAGCUGCUGCCGCCGCAGCGCUGGCGCUCUACGGAAUCUUCCUCACCCACCCCACCCUCUUUGCGGACUCGACGUCCGAUCCUGCCGACAGCGACAAGCACGGCGGCUUCGCACCGCCCGUCGACGAUGAUGAUGACGAAGGCGAUGGGGACGGCGCGGACGGCCAAGAUCAGCACCAGUUCAUGGACGAAGGGUUAAAGCCGCGCCGGCGAAAUGUCGUCGUCCGCUUCCUCUUCCGCACCGGCAACGCCAUCCACGCCUACAUCAUCGAGCCGCUGGGCACCGCCAAGCGCUUCAUUGUGCUCGUGGUCCUCUUCCUGCCCGUCAUCCUCACCGCACCCAUGCUCAUGGUCGGACACCGCCGCGAGGGGGGCAGGCGAAGGGGCCGCCGGGUGAGCAAGCGUGAAGAGGGGGAGCGAUGGGGCGCUCUGUGGUGGUACGGCUUCCUGGUCAAGCAGAUGGAGCGCGCCGGUCCGACGUUCAUCAAGCUCGCCCAGUGGGCGGGGUCGAGGCAGGAUUUGUUCCCAGACGAGCUCUGCAAGCGCCUCGGCCGGCUCCACUCCAACGGCAAGCCGCACUCGUUCCGCUACACGAAGCGCGUCAUCGAGCGUGUCUUCCGCCGCCGAUUCGACGAGAUCUUUGAAGAGUUUGGCCACGAGCCCAUGGGCAUCGGCGCGGUGGCACAGGUGUACAAGGCGACGCUGAAGCCGGACCUGCUGCCGCCGACCUACCUGGAUCCCAAGAAGCGGACAUCCAAGAGCGAGCGGAGGCAGAAGCUGUCCAAGACGUUGGCGCUGACCUACGAGGAGGAGGAGGCGCCGCCCGCCGUGCCCACCGCCGCCGUCGCCAUCAAGAUCCUCCACCCGCGCGUCGAAAAGACGAUCGCGCGCGACAUCAAGAUUAUGCGCUUCUUUGCCAACCUGGUCAACCUGAUUCCGGGCGCCGAGUGGCUGUCGUUCCCCGAAGAGGUCGACGUCUUCGCCGACAUGAUGUUUUCGCAGCUCGACCUGCGCAACGAGGCCAAGAACCUCGACCGGUUCGAAAAGGCCUUCAGCAGUCGCAGGAGCGCCAUCAGCUUCCCGCGGCCGCUGAUGCGCUUCUCGACCAAGCAGGUGCUUAUCGAGGAGUUCGAGGAGGCGCUGCCGCUCAAGCACUUUUUGAACAACGGAGGCGCCGGCUUCGAUCAUCGCAUCGCCAACCUCGGCCUCGAUGCGUUCCUGAACAUGCUGCUGAUCGACAACUUCACCCACGCCGACCUGCAUCCGGGCAACAUCAUGAUCAAGUUCUACCGCCCGACGACGCAGUCGCUCCUCAAGGACCUGCUGGCGCGGGUGCUGUCCAAGUUCGACUCGGACUACGCGCCGGGCCACGCCAAGGCGCCGCCGCCGGCCGACGACCGGGCUGAGGAGUCGGUGGUGGCCAAGCUGCACUCGCUGCGGCACGACCACGACGCGUGGCUCGACGAGCUGGACCGGCUCGACUUGCAGGGCUACCAGCCCGAGCUCGUCUUCUUGGACGCCGGCCUGACGGUGGAGCUGACGCCGCAGAACCGGCGCAACUUCCUCGACCUGUUCUCGGCCGUGGCCGAGUUUGACGGUGCGCUGGCGGGCCACCUGAUGGUGGAGCGGUGCCGGUCGCCGGACAUGGUGAUUGACGAGGAAGGGUUCGCGCUCAAGAUGCAGGACCUCAUCCUGAGCGUCAAGAGCAAGACGUUCAGCCUGGCCAAGAUCAAGAUCAGCGACGUGCUCAACGAGGUGCUGCUGGCGGUGCGCAACCACCACGUCAAGAUGGAAGCCGACUUUGUCAACACCGUCAUUAGCAUCCUGCUGCUCGAGGGCAUCGGCAGGCAGCUCGACCCCAACAUGGACCUGUUCAAGUCGGCGCUGCCGAUCCUGCGAUCGCUGGGACGGCAGAUUUCCAAGCACGAGGGACCCAAGAUUGCGCCGUCCGAGGGGUCCGGUGCGGGAUCGGCGAUGCCGAUGCUCAAGCUGUGGGCUUACAUGGAGGCGCGCUCGCUCCUCGAAGGCUUCCUCGAGGCCAAUACGGCGACGGUGGACGCCUUUAUCCGAUACGGAUGGCACUCGGAGUAG